AUGAAAUGCUCUCAAGAAAAGAAUAUAAAGAGGUAUGUCAGUGGGCUAUAUGUUUGAACUUGAAUGCAAAUAUUACAUAUGCGGAUUUUGUCCUUCCGCUUAUUCUUCAAGACAGACAAGACUUGGCUGAACAAUAUCUUGAUCAAAAUCCACACAUGCAAGGAAUACUUGUUAAAUUUUUGGAUGGUUUAUUAAAUAAAAAUUCUACAGUACGAACUUGCAUAGAGCCUUUUAUUAGAGAGCAUUCCAUUCCUGAAGUUAAAUAUGACAAGCUUCACCCAAAGCCUUUGAGUAAACUUAUUGCAAGAUUAUGUUCAAAAUAUUCUAUAGGACCAGAUGUUUGUCAGAAUUUGAACUUAAAGAGAAAUGAAGGAGCAUUGAAUUUUAUAGCUCAUAAAAGAUAUGUCGAAGAAUCUCUAAAUGAAGCUUCAUGGAAUGAAAUGAUGCAAGAAGCUGUUGGGCAAAAUGAAGAAAUGCAAAGAGAAUUGAUUAAUUUAAUGGUUAGGCAUGGGGAUGUGGCCGGAGCUCUCAAAUGGGCUCAGCAUUAUGCAGUCCCUUUCGAAUAUUGGCCUUACGCUUUGAAAGAAUUCAGCUCACCAACAUUUUGUGAACCUGAGGAUGAUAACUGGGAUCCUGACCCAAUUGAUAAAAAAAAUUUAAAUAUUUGUAAUACAAUUCCUCAUACUUCUAACAAAUUUCCAAUGCAUACAAAACAAAAUCAUUUUACAAAUUCAAAUGAAGUAAAUAACAUAAAAUUCCAUUGUCUAAAUAUACCUAUGGAUAAUAUUGUUCUUGUGGAUACAGAAUACCUUUUUGAGGACAUGCUACGGCAUGGGUUUGAGAAUGUGACUCGAGUUGGUUUAGAUUCAGAGUGGAAGCCAUAUUUUGGAACUAAGCCAUCAGAUGUUGCUUUGAUUCAACUCUCUACAGGAAAGAAUAUUUAUUUAUUAGAUGUUGUUGAGUUGGGUCAUGCACAUCAUUUGUGGAAGCAAUUAUCAAUACAAUUAUUUGAGAAUCAUGAGAUUUUAAAACUAGGAUAUGGUCUACGGCUGGAUUUAGAAAAAAUUCAAUCAACUCUAAAAUUGCGAAAUUCUAUAUUUUGUGGUGGUGUUGGUUGGUUGGAUUUGCAGGACCUCACAAAAGCUCUUGGGAGAAAUUCCUAUUUUAAAUAUCCAUAUUCAGGUGAGCCAGGUUGUGGUGAUGGACUUUCAGCACUGGUUCAAUUAUGUUUAGGUGCAAAUCUUGAUAAAACAAAUCAAUUUUCAAAUUGGGAACUUCGACCACUCAGGAAGGAACAAAUUUUAUAUGCAGCUUUGGAUGCACACUGUUUGUUGGAAGUUCAUGAUGUCAUUGUAGAUGUUUGCAAUAAUUGCAAUAUAAAUUUAAUUGAAAUGUAUGAUAGAAUAACACAAAAUGUUCGAUCUCCCAAGAAACGUAAUAAGAAGAAAAAUGAUAAAAAGCAGCCAACAACCAUAAUAGAACAAGUUCCUAGUCCUUUUGCUAAUUUGCCAACACGUGGAGUAGAUGCUAUAAAGGUUGUCUGUGAUAGUAUGUUGGAGGGCUUGGCGAGAUGUUUACGGAAGUGUGGUGUUGAUGCUAUAUCAAUUGAUAAUAGUAAAGACCAUGACAUAUGUAUCAAUAUUGCUCAACAACAGCAACGAAUUAUAUUAACAAGAGGCACAGCAUUCAAUAGGUUGCAUCAAUUUGUCCCUCUCGGGUACUGCUAUAGAGUGAAAUCUGAUCCGGUUGAUGAACAAUUAAAAGAAGUAUUACAUUAUUACAACAUUGAAGUUACUGAAAACAAUAUUUUCAGCAGAUGUCAGAUAUGCAACAACAAUGAAUUCUCAAGUUUUUCCCGCAGCGAGAUGCUUAGUUUAGCGAAUAUUAACAAUGCACUUGGUAAUACUUUUUGCGGAACUUCAGAACAACUACCCGUAAAUAACAGAUCCUGGCAAUUAGUUCGAGGCAAUGCUUUAAAUCGAUUUACGAAAAGUGGUGCUUUAAUCCAAGCCAACCUGAUACCAUUAACAGUUCUCAAUAAUGUUUCAGUAUUUUAUGUUUGCGAAGGUUGUGGAAAGUGCUAUUGGGACGGAACCCAUUUCGGCAGAGUAAUUGCAGGUAGACUUAAAAACAUUGUUAAAAAUUAAUACUGAUGGUACAAACAAUUUAAGAUGUAAAUUGACAUUUUAUUUGUUAUUGAUUUGUUUGUUUAUAAUAGUUUAUCGGGAACACCUAUAAGGAAAUAAUUUUUUAAAUCGUGAUACUUGUUUAGAAAUAUGUUAGCUUAAUGAUUUUUAUAAAAUGUUAUUUUUGAUAUAUU
Molecule: messenger RNA, 2320 nt
Organism: Ctenocephalides felis (cat flea)
Lineage: Eukaryota; Metazoa; Arthropoda; Insecta; Siphonaptera; Pulicidae
Product: exonuclease mut-7 homolog
Exons: 13
Coding region: 6-2147 (713 amino acids)
Biological process (GO): nucleobase-containing compound metabolic process
Molecular function (GO): nucleic acid binding; 3'-5' exonuclease activity
Source: RefSeq, a predicted model, not a curated record